Molecule: messenger RNA, 456 nt
Organism: Parascedosporium putredinis
Lineage: Eukaryota; Fungi; Ascomycota; Sordariomycetes; Microascales; Microascaceae
Source: the annotation of a GenBank genome assembly
AUGAAGCCGCGCGAUUACGGAAUCCCGUACCCCCAGGACGCGGACCGCAUGCGACACAAGCAGAGGCAGCCCGACAAAGAAAUCCUAGAGCACGAGGCGAAGAGAGAGAUCGAGGUGCAAGUCCUGGAGCUCCGCGACCAGCUCGAAGACGAAGGGCUUGACGAGGACGAGAUUGACGAUCGGUGCGACGAGCUGAGGAAGAAGUUGCAGGAGGAGCGUAAGAAGGGCGGUAAGCAGGGACGGAGGGGCUUCAAGACGCACGAGGUACACAGCAUGGCGGACGCCAAGAUCAAGGAGAGUGAGAAGUUGCGAAACGCGCUCAAGAUUAGCAAGGACUACGAGGAAGGCGACCACUGGAGGAGGCAGGAGGAGCGGACGAGGGGCGCUGGCUCGUCGAGGGUAGAGGCGGGCGGGGACAAGGAGCGAGAGAGGGAGUCGCGGAAGAGGGACGACUGA